This is a messenger RNA of Centruroides sculpturatus (bark scorpion), 5467 nucleotides long. Its product is annotated as sodium/calcium exchanger 3-like. The transcript has 7 exons. Gene Ontology annotation, cellular component: sarcolemma; axon; postsynapse. Gene Ontology annotation, molecular function: calcium:sodium antiporter activity. The record is from RefSeq and is a predicted model, not a curated record. Gene Ontology annotation, biological process: cell communication; sodium ion transmembrane transport; calcium ion import across plasma membrane. The coding region runs from base 124 to 2844 and encodes 906 amino acids. NCBI's taxonomy places the organism in Eukaryota, Metazoa, Arthropoda, Arachnida, Scorpiones, Buthidae.
AAAGUUCCAAAAUAUUCAAAAAUUCGAAAAAAUAGAUAGCAUGUAAAAUGGACCAAGGUGAAAGAAGUUCCGACUUCAAUUACCAUUACAGCAAUAUUGAAAUUCAUUAAUAUAAGAAAAAAAAUGAAUGUAUCAAUAAAACUCAUCAUCAUUUUUUUAUUGACUUUACUUCUCCCUUACGCUUACUGUAAUAAGAAAAAUACUACACAGUUUUUAUGCAAGGAUGGGCUGUUAUUACCAAGAUGGCUACCGGAUAGGAAUCUAAGUACGGGAGAUGUAGUAGCGAGAGGUUUGAUUUAUUUUGUUGCUCUAGUUUAUAUAUUCAUAGGAGUAUCCAUCAUAGCGGAUCGUUUCAUGGCUUCUAUUGAAGUCAUCACAUCGAAGGAGAAAGAAGUUGUGAUCAAGAAACCAAAUGGUGAAACACAAACAAUAAAUGUUAGGAUAUGGAACGAAACGGUUUCCAAUUUGACUCUAAUGGCACUCGGAUCAUCUGCACCCGAGAUAUUGCUGUCCAUCAUUGAAGUAUACGGACAGAAUUUUGAAGCUGGUGAGUUAGGACCAGGAACUAUAGUGGGUAGUGCUGCUUUUAAUAUGUUUGUCAUUAUAGCAAUUUGUGUAUGGAGCAUACCUUCUCCUGAAAAUCGUAGGAUAAAGCACUUGAGAGUAUUUUUCGUCACCAUGACUUGGAGUGUCUUCGCUUAUAUUUGGCUUUACCUCAUCUUAACCUGGUCGAGUCAUGGAGUGAUCGAAGUAUGGGAGGGGCUCCUGACUUUUUUUUUCUUCCCAACCACUGUUCUAACAGCUUAUAUUGCGGAUAGAAGGUUAUUUAUUUAUAAAUUCCUAUCUAAACGGUACAGGAUGAACAAGAGGGGUGUUAUAGUCGAAGGUGAGGGUGAUGUGGAGAUGGGCACUGCUAAUAAAAGCAGUGCUUCCGAUACCGGGUUUAAAGUGUUCGAAGAAGAAGAUAACGAUGAGAUCAGAGAAUUUGAGGAGCAUAGACGGGAAUAUAUACAGUUAUUGAGGGAUAUCAGAAGGAAAAAUCCUCGAUGCAGUAUGGACGAAAUCGAAAUGAUGGCAAGAGAAGAGAUCUUAAACAAAGGACCCAAAAGUAGGGCUUUCUACAGGAUUCAGGCCACCAGAAAAUUGAUGGGUGGUGGUAAUUUGGUUAGAAAGAAGAUCGAACGUCCAGAACCUCCACCUACUAAAGAACAGGUUAAGAAGAAAGAAGAGAAAGACGAUUCGGUUAGGAUUUUCUUUAAUCCUGGCCACUAUACAGUUAUGGAGAAUGUGGGCCAAUUUGCAGUAACUAUCAGCCGAGAGGGUGACCUGAAUAAUGCAGUUUGCGUAGAUUUUGCCACCGAAGAUGGAACCGCUAACGCCGGUGACGAUUACGAACCCCUAGAGGGUACAAUUGUCUUCCGUCCUGGUGAAGCUCACAAACAGAUCUUCAUCACGGUCAUCGACGAUGACGUUUUCGAGGAAGACGAACAUUUUUACGUCAAGCUGAGCAAUCCACGUUACUUACUCUCACCGGACGGUUACCCUCGUGCCAUGAAUGGUUCUCCGGGCCAAAUUAAUCCCAGGCCACCCGUGAAGCUAGUGAACCCUUCUCUUGCUACAGUGAUGAUAUUGGAUGAUGAUCACGGAGGUAUUUUCACAUUUAGUGACUCUCAACAAGAGGUGCCUGAGUCUAUUGGACUGUAUAGGCUACGUGUCAACAGAUAUAGCGGUGCUCGGGGAAGAGUUUUUAUAACUUUUAGAACCCUAGAUGGAAGUGCUAAAGCUAAUAAAGAUUACGAACCUAUUGAUGGUGUUCUAUUGUUCGAAAACAACGACACUUGGAAAGAUAUUCCAAUUCAUAUUUUGGACAACGAAAGUUACGAAAAAGAUUCGGUGUUCUACGUAGAAAUUGGUGAACCAAAAUUAGAAGAAGACUUGAUUAAAGAGGAAACCGGCCAAAUAAACAACGAACCAUCAUCUCCUAAUGGCGAAGCAUCAGAAGCAGAUAAGCUAGCAAUGUUAGGAAAACCCAGAUUGGGAGAAUAUUACAGAUGUCAAAUAAGGAUUAAAGAGAGCCGCGAGUUUAAGAAUACUGUCGAUAAACUUUUCGAAAAAGCAAACGUCUCAUUGAUGAUAGGUACAUCGUCGUGGAGGGAACAGUUCUUAGGCGUUAUAACUGUUAAUACAGGUGAUGAAGAUGAUGAAGAAGAAGAUGACGGAACUGAAAAGAUGCCUUCUUGUUCAGACUAUGUGAUACACUUCUUUACUAUCUUCUGGAAAGUGUUGUUUGCCUUUAUCCCACCUACCGAUUACUUCGGAGGAUGGGCAUGCUUCGUCUCUAGCAUUGCAAUUAUCGGAGUGCUAACUGCAAUUGUUGGAGAUCUGGCAUCCCAUUUCGGAUGUACUAUUGGACUGCGCGAUGCUGUAACUGCUAUCUCUUUUGUGGCUCUUGGAACAAGUAUACCAGAUACUUUCGCUAGUAAAGUGGCAGCAUGUAACGAUAAAUAUGCAGAUUCUUCAAUUGGUAACGUAACAGGUAGUAAUGCUGUCAAUGUAUUUUUGGGAAUAGGUGUUGCAUGGUCGAUCGCCGCGAUACAUCAUUCGCUCAACGGAAGCCAAUUUAGAGUACCACCCGGAAAUUUAGCAUUUUCUGUCACUCUGUUUUGUGCCUGUGCUUUUGUUUGUUGCACCGUUCUACUUAUACGUCGUCAUCCUGCCGUAGGAGGAGAAUUAGGAGGUCCGAUGAAGUACAAACUACCAACAACUAUACUUUUCGUCGGUUUGUGGUGCUUCUACGUCCUCAUGUCUAGCUUAGAAGCUUAUGAUAUUAUCGAAGGAUUUUAAAAGAAAAAUCGUGGAUGACUUGAAGAUUCUCUCUCUCUUUUUUCAUCAAAUGGACACGUGUCUAACAUAUCUCGGGUGCCACCUUCUACAAUAAAAGAAUAGAGCACGACCUCAAGUUAGAAUGGGUUCGUGGUAGUAAAAAAAAAACAAUAUAUAAUAUAUAUACAAAGUAAGGAUUUAAGAUUAGUGCCUCUUCGUGAAGGACCGAGUCCUUUAAAAAGUUGUAUAUGUAUAUAUAUAUAUAUGUACACUCAAGUAUAUAUAUAUAUACAUGUAUAAAAUAUAUCAUGAAGCUUCCUCUUGUACAUAACGGCUGAGGAUACAGCCCGAUGAUAGUUGUAGUUCAAGUACGUCUUGAAAAAUACAAAGAAAUAUAUAUAUACAAAUCCUUUUACUCUAUUCAAGCUAUUUCAGUGAAGCGUAAUCAGGAAAUAUUUACAAAAAAAAAGUUACUCUUCCCUCUUUAAAGUGCUAAAUUCAUAAAUAGGGUACUGUACUGUUCACUCGCGAGUACCGAGUCAACGAAUUUGUUAAAACACCUGCUUUUUCUCUGUCGUUUAUUAUCGCAGGUGGAAGCUAAGUAGUUAAUGAGAAAGGUAUUCGCUUGUGUUUAUUUUAUAAAAGUUAUUAUAAUGAGCAUAUUUUUUAUAUAUGUGUAUAGUAAACACUUCCUUUUAUUGGAAAUUCGUUUGAUUUAUUCUACUUAAAAGAAUAUUUUUGUUUGUUUACGUUACGUUGGUUCGAUACUACGUAUUUUUCGGGUAUCUUUUUAUUGGUUGAGUAUAGGGCUCUUGUUCCUAAAGGUCUUAAACCGGGCCAGGUGGCACCUGAAAGAGUUGUUCUAGUUAUAAAAACGGUAGUUGUAGAGUAAUUCUGGUCUCAUUUUUAAAGUAAUUUGGGUUGGGUAAUCAUUUUAUGAAUGUUCACGGCUACACACCACAUAAUUUUGUGGUUAGUUUAUUCAUAGUGCCUAGGCAAAUGUAUAAAGAAAUCAGCAGGGAGUGACAUUUUAAGGAUAACUUUCCUUAUUCUUAGAUCCUUCUGUAUAUCAUGUUCAACAAUCACUCAAUCUCUUUGUUACAACAGAUGAAUAGUUUUGACUAUUUCUGAUGUUCGUGGAUUCUUAUACUUAUCUUCAAAACUAAUUAAACUAAAAAAAUAUAUAUAUAUACCUAUAUAUAUUAUACACAUUUCAGGUUUCGAUUCGGAUGCAAACGAUGUCAAAGUUCAAUCUCGUUUUAUCCCAAACAAUUAAAUUUUUUGGUGUUCAUCAAAUUUUUGAUGUUUGUAAAGUUGUCCAUGGGUAUUUCAUAAUAUCUGUAAAAAAAACAAGAAUAAAAUAAUAUUUAAAUUUAUCUUUAUCAUUAAAAACAAUUAGAAUUUAUCUUGAAAUAUAUUCUAAGAAUCUUAAAUGGUUUAACCGAUGGUUUAACAAAAGUUUUUAGGUUAUAUACCACUGCCUUUAUAAGAAAUUUUUGGAAUUCUGAUUGAGGCAGGAAUUUAGAAUUUAUUAAAAACCGAAUUAAGACUUUAUAAUGUUUUAUUAAUUUAACACUUUUACUGCCCGAAGAAGAUUUAAUUGACUAAACUAACAAGCAAUCCAGUAGGAAACAAUGUAAAAUUCCAUCACUGUAAUACUUGCUUUGAAGAAAUAUCAAUGUUUUAAAGAAUAAUAAUGUAUUUCCUAACACUUUUAAAACAUAUCUCUUAGUAAAUAACUACAUCUUUUUAUGAUUCAACUGAUUCUUAUAGAAGCCUUGAUGAUAAAUAUGUUGUAUUUCAGUUUACAACAUUCUUAAAGUGAAUUUUAUGGAAUAAAACAAUUAAAAUUAACAAGAACAAUCUUUAUUCGCUUCUUUAAACUAGAAAAAUUAGUGAAAUUCACGAUAAACCUGUCAUUCAAUAUGAAUUUUUGAUAUUGAAAGUGUAGUUACUGAUAUUGAAUGUAAUGUAUAAAAACAAUUCAAGAUUAACUCGAGAAAAUCUUUUUACAUGUGGAUUCAGUCAAAGACUACUUUCGGCGACUGUAAAGGCAGUAAAAAUGUUAAAAUAAGAAAAAUAAUACUAAAAUAUUGUGUGAGAAUUUCGAUUUUAUUUGAAUAAUGAAGAUCCUUUUCUCAAAAUUGAAAUAAUUUGAAAAGAAAAAACAAAAUGAAAUCUGUUGAUAUUAAAGAAAGAGUGUUGAUCUGUUGGAGAUGUUUACUUUUCGACUUAACCAGUUAUAAAAUAUUAUUGACAUUUAAGUUUUGGGAUAAAGAUUUACAUUUUCAUGUUAUCGUUUAAAAAAAAUAAAUAAAUAAAUGCUCGUUGUUAAUAUAAUUAUAUUGUUUAAUUGUUAUAUUUGUGAAAUUUUAUAUCAAAAUUUGCAAUUUCCAUAGAAAGUUGAUGUGACAUUUUAACUCCUUUAUUAUCUCCUUGCUGCUUCUUUACUUUGAUGUUCUUCUCGGCGAUAAUAUUUAAGUUUGUUACUUAAUUACACUUUCUUUCAUCUUUAACUCUUUUCAUAAACAAUUUCUUUCACAAAAACUAUUUUCUAUUCAAUUUAAAUGUAAUAAUAUUACUUCUUUCAACUCUUGUACCAUACGCCUGUACCUUACUUCUUCCACUUUGUUUUUUUUUUUAA